GCCCUCCUCGGCACCCACUUUUUCCCCACCCUUGCCAGGCCUUUCCUGCCAUUUCAGGUGACUCUUCGCCCCGAUUCUUCCUGCUGCUGGGCCCUCCCUGCUUAUCCUCAGGGCCCAGCUGCAGCAUCACCUCCGCUGGGCCACCUUCCCUGGCCACACGGCCCCCUCCACAGGCAGCUCGCUGAGCGCGGGUGGCUAGAGCCCUCUGGGCAGCAUCUUGGGGGUUUGUCUUGGGUUUGUCUCUAUUCUGUGGUCUGGUGCCAGGAGGAGGGACCCACCCUGGCAUGUGGCCCUGCCGCACUCCUCUUACUGCCACAGGGUUCUGUGGGUGGCCACCCCUACACCAUGCCCCAGGGCAGGGCCCCUCUUCGGUUCAGGGGACCAGUAGCCCAGGCUCCCCCUCCCCUGCACACUCCCAGCACCAGGCUCACCUGGUCCCCAGUGUUCAGUGGGGCUGGACUCCGGGGUGGGCUCAGAAGGGAGGUGUGAGAACAGCAUCUGUCCAGGGGCCUCUGGGCAUCCUUGGCUCCUCUCUACUCACCACCCUGCCCCUACCUGACCCAUCCCAAAUCCUGCCACUCCUCUCCCCUCUUCCCUCCAGGAUGCCUGCAACACCCCCCUGCCGUAGGUCUCCCUGGGCUACUCUUGUCCUCAAGACCCUGUGUCUUUCCCCGCUGUCCCCCCACGGCCAGUGCCCUGUUCCUCUCACACCCCGAGCUCUCUCCCACCUUGCCUGUCCUCUGCUGUUCCCCAGCUGCAAUGUCACUCUCCACUCCUCCAGGAGCCUGCCCAGGGAGACACCCCCCACCCAAAACUUCAGGACACAUACGACCAUGUGAACUUGGCACGUUUCCGUGCUAACCAGUUUCUUGCGGCGACGCCAGGAGGGAAGGGACCCAUGUCCAUCCUCUAGUGUGCCCAGGGCUGAAGCACUUGCCGAGGGGGUGCACGGAAUGUGCGUGACUGAGUGAGCUGCCCCUUGAAUAAGCCACCGCAGUGGGACUUUGAGCCAGUCUCGCUCUCUCCAGGCCUCGCCUGCGGCGCCCCACCCGCCUCUCCCCAGCUGCAGGGAAUUGGGUAAAUAAUGUGCUUGCCCCCCAGAAACUGGGAGGAGGGAGCCAGAUCCCCUCCAAGCGCAUUCCCACUCUCAUCCCUCUGACUUCAGCCACCCACGCAGCGCCUCCUCCCAGCCCCACCCUGCCCAGCCCCUCCCAGGUGCCCGCAGUUGGAGCCGCCGCUCCCACAGCACCUCCAACCCCAGCGGUUCACCAUGGGGGCUCUGAGACCCUGGGCCCGAUUCCCACUACUGGUUGUGGCCCACCUGCUAGCCCUGGGGAUUGGGGCUGCUGUGUUUCAGGCCCUGGAGGGGCCUCCGGCACGCCAGCUCCAGGCCAAGCUCAGGGCCGAGCUGGCCACUUUCCAGGCGGAGUAUGGGGCCUGCCUGCCCCCCGGGGCCCUGGAGGAGCUGCUGGGCACCGCCCUAGCAGCCCAGGUCCACGGGGUCUCCAGCCUGGGCAAUGGCUCAGAGGCCGGGAACUGGGAUCUGCCCUCGGCCCUGCUCUUCACUGCCAGCCUCCUCACCACCACGGGUUACGGCUACAUGGCCCCACUAUCGGCAGGUGGAAAGGCUUUCUGCAUGGUCUACGCCACCCUCGGGCUGCCAGCCUCCCUAGCGCUCCUGGCUGCACUGCGCCGCGGCCUGCUGCCCCUGCUCAGCCGGCCCGGGGCCUGGGUAGCCGGCCAGUGGCAGCUGGCCCCGGCCAGGGCCGCACUGCUGCAGGCGGCUGGAUGGGGCCUGCUAGUGGCUGCGACGUUCGUGCUGCUGCCGGCACUGGUGCUGUGGGGUCUGCAGGGCGACGGCAGCCUGCUGGAGGCCAUCUACUUCUGCUUCGGCUCACUCAGCACCAUCGGCCUGGGGGACCUGCUGCCAGGCCGCGGCCGUGGCCUGCACCCUGUGCUCUACCACCUUGGCCAGCUGGCGCUUCUCGGUUACUUGCUCCUCGGGCUCCUGGCCAUGCUGCUGGCUGUGGAGACAUUCUCAGAGCUGCCACAGGUCCGUGCCAUGGUGAAGUUCUUUGGGUCCAGUGGCCCGUUGACUGCUGAAGACCAAGGGGGCAUCCUGGGCCAGGAUGAACUGGCUCUGAGCACCCUGCCACCCUCGGCUGCAGCCCCAGAACAGGCCCCAACUUGCCGACAGGGGUCAGGAGGUGGCGUUGAGCUCCUUUCAGGGGGACAAGCCUGACGACGAUGAGGCCUCCAGAGAUGGCAGGGGAGGGAGUGAGUGUAAGGA
Messenger RNA from Ailuropoda melanoleuca (giant panda), 2290 nucleotides. RefSeq names its product potassium two pore domain channel subfamily K member 7 (gene KCNK7). Gene Ontology annotation, cellular component: plasma membrane. The record is from RefSeq and is a predicted model, not a curated record. Gene Ontology annotation, biological process: potassium ion transmembrane transport; stabilization of membrane potential. The transcript has 3 exons. The coding region runs from base 1271 to 2242 and encodes 323 amino acids. Gene Ontology annotation, molecular function: potassium ion leak channel activity; outward rectifier potassium channel activity. NCBI's taxonomy places the organism in Eukaryota, Metazoa, Chordata, Mammalia, Carnivora, Ursidae.